AUUUAAAUUAUCUUCACGUAUAUUUUUGCCUCUAUUAUUAAAAAUUUCAGACUCCGUCCCUGCUUGUAUCGCAAAACUCCACCAAAUACUUGAACCCACAAAAAUGGCAGGUCUCUCUCCCAUUCCAGCUUUUGAUGAUCUCAAAAUCACAUUCCAAAAAUCUUCAUUAAUCUUCCCCUCGCAAGAAACUCAGAAACGAUCAUUUUUUUUGUCGAAUAUCGAUCAAAUUGGGGAUUAUAAUGCCCCAACAGCCCAUUUCUUCAAGCGAAAUCCAGAUUUGGAAGCUGAAAAUGUAGCCAAAAUGCUCAAAAUCGCGCUAGAAAAAGUGCUGGUGCAUUACGAUUUCAUGGCGGGAAGGUUGAAACUGAACAACAAGACAGGGCGCCUUGAGAUCGACUGCAACGCUGCAGGAGCGGGCUUCGUUGUGGCUUCUUCCGAGCUCUUGCUUGAAGAAAUAGGGCCGAGUUUGGUUCAUCCAAAUCUGGGAUAUCGGCAGCUUGCUGAUCAUAAUUUGCCAUCUGAAAUUGAUCAACCCUUGUGUGUUUUCCAGGUAACAUCAUUCAAAUGUGGAGGUUUCGCAAUAGGCAUGUCGACAAAUCACAUCUUAUUAGACGGCGUCGCCGCCAAAAUUUUCCUACAAAACCUCUCCUCUCAAGCUUUUGGCGACGGCAGACCCUUACCCUUUCCCCCUUGCAACAAUCGCCGCCUCCUCGCCGCUAGAUCUCCACCCAACGUGACAUUCCCGCAUCUUGAAUUCAUCGACCUCCACCUCCCCACCGGCGAAGGCUCACGCCCCCCGAAUUUCAACUGUUCCCGUGAGGAGGAACUCCGCUACCGCAUCUUCAAGAUGAACGCUGAUGACAUCGCCAAACUCAAGAAAAAGGCCAAAGACACCACCGUUAGCAGCUUCUCGGUGGCUGCCGCCGUUAUAUGGCGGUGUAAAGCCUUCUCCGGAGAUGCAAAACCCGAGAAAAACGAUACGUCCACCUUGCUCACCGUGAUCGACGUGAGGCAUAGGGUAAAACCCCCGUUACCGCAGUCAUAUAGCGGUAACGCGAUUUUACCAAUUAGGGUUUCCGCCACAUUCAAGGAGGUUGAGAGUGGGCCCUUCUCAAAUGUGGCGGGGAAGAUCUCCCAAGGAAUGAAAGGGAUAUCGGAUGAGUAUGUGAGGUCGGUGUUCGACUGGCUAGAGGCGCACAGGGGGCUCCCUCACGGGGACUAUAUGGUCAGCUCGUGGCUAGGGUUAGGGUUUGAGCAGGUCGAGUACCCGUGGGGCAAGCCACUUUACAGCUGCCCUAUCGUCCACCAUCGGAAGGAUAUUUGUUGGGUUUUCCGCGACGGCAUUGACGGUGGAAUAGCCGCCAUGGUAGCUUUACCGGCUGAGGAGAUGAUCCGAUUUGAGGGAUUGUUUCAUGACUUCCUUUGAGAUUAGUGAAAUAUGAAUUCUACUUUUACAUGUUAGUUUUAUAAUUAUUAUAUGUAAAAUGAGUUAGUGUAAUAUGAGGUCCACUUAUCACAUAUAGUUAAAAUGAAAUGAGAUACUGUAAUUGAUAAGGAUC
This is a messenger RNA of Salvia hispanica, 1559 nucleotides long. RefSeq names its product acyltransferase GLAUCE-like. NCBI's taxonomy places the organism in Eukaryota, Viridiplantae, Streptophyta, Magnoliopsida, Lamiales, Lamiaceae. Gene Ontology annotation, molecular function: acyltransferase activity, transferring groups other than amino-acyl groups. The record is from RefSeq and is a predicted model, not a curated record.